Molecule: messenger RNA, 1524 nt
Organism: Closterium sp. Naga37s-1
Lineage: Eukaryota; Viridiplantae; Streptophyta; Zygnematophyceae; Desmidiales; Closteriaceae
Source: the annotation of a GenBank genome assembly
AUGCCCCCCUCUCCGCGGCCAGGGGCGGCUGUCCAUCAGAGCAUAGGUGAGGGGUGGACCAGCAGCCUCUUUUCCACAGCUACGCAGGCGCGAGCGUCCCUAGGGAUCCCCGCCAACUCCGCUAAUGGUGGCGGCGGUGCUGCUGCUGCUGCGGCUGCUGCUGCGGCUGCUGCUCUUCCUGCUGCUGCUGCUUCUGCUGCUGCUGCUUCUGCUGUUGCUGCUGAUGCUGGUCCUCGUGUUGCCGCUGCUGCCUCUGCUGCCGGUGAAGAGGCCUACAUAGCUGGAUCAGCUCAGCCGAAGCGGGCGGCUGGGCACGUAACUGCACCAGCUGGGCCAACUUGGGCGGCUGCUGGGGCGGCAGGGAUUGCUGGGGUGGCUGAAGGCUUGGGCGAAGAUGACGUGUCGCCGGGGGAACUCGCCUUAGAUUGGGGCUGGAAGGCGGCACCUGAGAGGGGGUCGCAUGCGGCGAUGGGGAGGAGGGGGAGCAGUGGCGUGAGAGGGAUGGGUGCAAGGAGCUGGGGGGAUGGGUGGAGUGGGAGGAGUGGAUGGAGUGGAAGGAGCGGAUGGAGUGGAAGGAGUGGGAUGUGCGGAAGGAGUGGGUGGAGUGGGAAGGUUGGGGCCAAGUCAGCGCGGCGUGAACUCCCGGACCUAAACGACCCUGCUGAGGAGACGGCUGGGGAGAGAGGGGCUGCGGAGGGAGGGGAUCGGGAGAGAGGGGGUGAGGAAAGAGGGGGUGGGGAAAGAGGGGGUGGGGAAAGAGGGGUUGGAAAAAGAGGCGUUGGAAAAAGAGGCGUUGAGGAGGGAGGGCUGGACCUGAAUGCACCUGGUUUUGUUGGAGAGGGAAGGCGGUGUCAGCUUGACGUUGCAGAUGGGGCUCGUUUCGACAGCAGGAAGCGGUCCAAGACGUGGGGUGGCCAAGGCGAUGACUGGCUCCUUCCUUCACCUCACACCCCACCGCACUCCCGGAACGUUUUCGACCCCCUGGCUGAAUCCAUGGCGUCUGCUGCUGCUGACGCGGCACUGCCAGCUCAGCAAGGUGCAAUGUUCUCCACAGGGUGUUAUUCGGAGCGCGGCAUGGGAAGGAGGUGGAGUCGCCUUGCACCUGUCUGUGGUGACGAACUUGCCACUCAGAUUGCAGCUCUUGCUGCUGCUGAUGCCAAUGCUGAAGCCGCAGCAGAGUUCACUGCAGGCAUUGGUGCAAAUGUUUCCAUGAUUAAGAUGCCAAGUGUUGGGAACUCACUCGACAAACUUCCAGAGCAGCAUGAGUACCCACAGCCAGGGGUUGUCAGCCCGCUCGCCCAAAAAGUUGCAGAACUGCUUGACAACAGACCGUUUUUUGUGAGCGGGCCUGAUGAUGAUUGUAGCUUGCUGGCUCCCUGGAGUGAAAGCCAAGGGAUGGAUAGGGCUUGGCAAGGGGUUGGAGGAGGGGUUGAGAAUAAGUUUAAGUGCAGCAGGUGCGACAGGGCGUUCCAUACAGGCCAGGCUCUGGGGGGGCAUAUGCGGAAGCACUACGCAAAGAAGUAA